Parnassius mnemosyne (clouded apollo) is the source of this 2485-nucleotide messenger RNA. The record is from the annotation of a GenBank genome assembly. NCBI's taxonomy places the organism in Eukaryota, Metazoa, Arthropoda, Insecta, Lepidoptera, Papilionidae.
AUACUCAAAUGUCUUAUUUUUGCAUCACACAUGCUUAGGGGUAACCGAAUAAGAAAAAAAUCGAAGAAUCCCGCCUGUACCAGAAGAUAAGUACGUGUGCUAAUAGGCGUAAAUGUAAACUAGAAAGUGUGUGAACGAAGUCGCGGGUGUCUCGUCCGUCCGGUUUGAUCUGGAUUUUAGCAGUUUGAACCGCGAGUUGGGACUCCCUUUCCCUCUUAAUUAAUUUAUUAAUACAAUUUAGUGGUGUGUUUUACAAACUUUAACGAUUAUUUAUUAGUAUUUUUAGUGAUUGUGUGGUGCAUUAGUUAAUUUAAGCCGUUUCAAAAUGUCUGAAGAGUCAUCAGCGGAUCGCAAUGUCGAAAUUUGGAAGAUCAAGAAGCUGAUCAAGAGCUUGGAGAUGGCGAGAGGCAAUGGAACAUCAAUGAUUUCACUGAUCAUCCCACCAAAGGAUCAGAUCUCGCGAGUCUCUAAAAUGUUGGCGGAUGAAUUUGGAACAGCCUCUAACAUCAAGUCACGUGUUAACAGGCUUUCUGUGCUUGGAGCUAUCACCUCUGUGCAGCAUCGACUCAAACUUUAUACUAAAGUGCCACCAAAUGGUCUAGUCAUCUACUGUGGUACAAUUGUUACUGAAGAGGGAAAGGAGAAGAAAGUGAACAUUGAUUUUGAGCCAUUCAAGCCCAUCAAUACAUCCCUGUACUUAUGUGACAACAAGUUCCAUACUGAGGCCCUCACUGCGUUGAUGGCUGAUGACAAUAAGUUUGGCUUCAUUGUGAUGGAUGGUAAUGGAGCGCUGUUUGGUACACUGCAAGGAAACACUAGAGAGGUGCUCCACAAGUUCACUGUAGAUCUGCCGAAGAAGCACGGUCGUGGUGGUCAGUCUGCGUUGCGUUUCGCCCGUCUCCGAAUGGAAAAGCGUCACAACUACGUGCGCAAAGUUGCAGAGGUUGCUACACAAUUGUUCAUCAGUGCAGACCGUCCCAACGUAUCAGGACUGAUUUUAGCGGGUUCCGCUGACUUCAAGACUGAACUGUCCCAGUCCGAUAUGUUUGACCCACGUCUCCAAUCCAAAAUCAUCAAGCUGGUGGAUGUGUCAUACGGAGGAGAGAAUGGUUUUAACCAGGCCAUCGAGCUCGCGGCGGAAUUGUUGCAGAACGUCAAGUUUAUUCAGGAGAAGAAACUGAUUGGGCGCUACUUUGAAGAGAUCUCACAGGACACGGGCAAGUACUGCUUUGGAGUGGACGAUACACUGCGCGCCCUUGAACUUGGCUCUGUGGAGACGCUCAUCUGCUGGGAGAACCUUGACAUACAGAGAUACGUUCUGAAGUCGCAUGCCGCCAACCAGGAGACCAUUUUGCACUUGACACCUGAACAAGAGAAGGACAAGUCCCACUUCACCGAUAAAGACAGCGGUGUUGAGCUUGAGUUGGUGGAGUGUCAGCCGUUGCUUGAGUGGCUCGCCAACAACUACAAGUCCUUCGGAGCCACACUUGAAAUCAUCACAGACAAGAGUCAGGAGGGCAGUCAGUUUGUGAGAGGAUUUGGAGGUAUUGGAGGUCAGUGUGCAUUUGUAUUACUUGUAUUGUUACACACACGGUAUGAUAGCUCAGCGCCGAAUGACUAAGACAUCGAGGACUUAAAGUGAAGCUCUUGGUUUAGUGACCACAAAGUUUGAGAAACUACAUUUCAGAGGAAAUUAGUUCUUGAAGCCAUUGUUUUUUUUUUUGUGUAAUUCUGAUUUAACUACAUGAUCAAGUUGCUCUUUAAAAGAGGGGGGCAGUUUUAUUGUAGAAUAAGUGAAGAUAAACAGUUUUAUAAAUGGAAUUUUAUAGCGGUUAAGUUGCAGUCCAUACCAAACAAAGUUUAGUGUUGCUUAGCUUACAAUCUCAAUGCUACUUUUGAAUAUGAAUAUGAUUAAAAUAAAUUAAAAAAAAAAACCUUUAAGCUACCAGAGUGUCUGUGUCUGAUAUUAUUAUACGAAUUUUUUUAAGAAUAUGUUAAGACUUCUAAUUUUAAAAGAAAAGUGGCUCCAUCGUUUAACCAAUGAUUCUCUGAUAGAUACAAUAGAUAAUAAGAAUAGAUUUAAAUAUAAUACAGGAAAUAAACUGACUAACUGUAUCAGUCGUGCUAGUAACAGAAAUUGAACUCUACACAUCUAUCUACUCUAUAAUAUUAUGAACCGAAUGUCCAUCUGUCCAUCGCUAAUAUAGCUAUCUGAUUUCUGUGACCCCAUAGUGAUAAAUUUGUUCAAGCCGUGUAACACUCGAGCAAGCAGUUGUUAUACCACACAAGUUUAAAUAUUAUACUAUUGGCUACUUUUUGUUUAGCGUCAAUGUAUUGUAAACAAAGGGUUUUGUGCCAUUUUGGUAGAGGUGUUGGGAAUAGUACUGUGUAUUAUAUAAUGUACGUAAUUUGGAUAUUUAUGUUAAAUAUAAAUAUUUGUAGCUGAGAGGUACAGGAUCAUAAAUCUCAAUCAAUAGUUAUCAUC